Magallana angulata is the source of this 1589-nucleotide messenger RNA. Its product is annotated as motile sperm domain-containing protein 1-like. The record is from RefSeq and is a predicted model, not a curated record. NCBI's taxonomy places the organism in Eukaryota, Metazoa, Mollusca, Bivalvia, Ostreida, Ostreidae. Gene Ontology annotation, cellular component: cytoplasm. Bases 194 to 847 code for a protein of 217 amino acids. The transcript is spliced from 7 exons.
UUGAUCUAUACACAACCUUUGAUGACGUUUUUCUCAAAACAGAGGAGAAGACGACACACAGCUGAUGAGAACUGUGCCAAAUUUAGAACAGAUAAUUCUUUUGUUCAGAGAGUUUUGGAAAUUGCUGCUGUCUUGAAGGUGGUGGUAUGAGGGAGUUGCUGCAGUGUACGAGUGGUUGUUCGCCAGUAGUCCAAUGAUCAGACAGCCUUCUCCCCAGAAAUCUGAUGGCAAACUGCCAGUAUUUGUGUUUCCAUCAUCAUUGAACUUCUACUCGGAUGAUCAGUCCUCUCACAAGCAGGUGCUAACAUUGUACAACCCCUACGAAUUUCCGCUGAAGUUCAAAGUUUUAUGUACAGCCCCUAGAAAGUACACUGUUGUUGAUUCAGAGGGAACGAUCAGGCCCCACUGCUGUGUAGACAUUGUUGUGCGGCAUUUAGACAUCUGUAUCAACAAUGAAGGAGUGAAAGACAAACUACGCAUUCAAGUCACGGAACAUGGAACAAAGAAGAUUGUUGGUAAGAAGGACAUUGUGGCAGUCCUGCUGCCAAAGAAGGAGACCUCACAGCAGCCGGAGGACAACUUCCAGUCCUUGAGUGGCUCUACUUCAUCCGAGUCUCAGCCUGGUACCCCUAGCAGAGCCAUCAGGCCCGGGGAUAGAGGACAAGGUGGAGGGGGCCCCAGUCUGAUAGUGAUCUUUACUGCUGUGUUCUGUAUUCUGGCCCUGAUGCUGCCCCUCAGCGGUGAGACAGGGAGUCGGCUACCAGAUUAUCUCCAUCUGACAGUGAACCAGAAAAUGAUUGCAGCAUACAUUCUAGGCCUGGUAACCAUGGUGAUUCUACACAUAUGACCAACUGCUAUAUUACGUACAUUUACCUGUAUUACUGAAACUUCAACAGCCGCCUUUGUGUGUUAAAAAAUACAACAUGUAUCUCAAAGAAAUGCCCAGUGUAAUGUAAUUUGUAAUUACAUAUAACUUAGUGUAAUCAGUUUGUUGCACUGUUUCUUGCUUUUCUAUGCCUUCUUUUUACAUAUCAUAAUUUAUUUGGGAUCCUAAGUCAAGCUAGCUGCAACUUGUUGCUUACAGAGGGAGAAAGGAAAAAGGGGCAAGACAUGAAUACCAUGUGAUAAUGGUGUGAAUGUGAUAUGUGUGCUUAUGUGAACUUUUGAUUGAUAUAAAAAAACAUGGUGAUUACCUCAUUUACAUUUUAGUCCUCAUUUCCAUGAUUCAGUGCAGGUUUCAUCAGUUAUGUUUUUACUGUAAUAUACUUAUAUAGUACAUGUACCUGUAUUUGUUUGUAGAUAUGUUAUAGUCUGUAUACAUGCAUGUAACAAGCCAGUUGAAGCCCUUAUUUAUUUUCUAAAUAUAUAUAUUUGAAAAUUCAUCCAAUUGUCCAUUACAUUUCAACAGCAAUAGUUCUUUUUUCAGAUGGAAAGAUUGAGCAUAUUUUUUCUCCACAUUUUGUUGAAACGAUAAAUUUACUGUGUUUAUUUAAUUUUUCAUGUUUAUGAGUAAUUGUGAUUUUAUUUCUUCACUUGAGUAACGUGUAUAACAUUAUGAAGUGUGCAAUAAAAGACUUGAAGUACAUGUA